Messenger RNA from Hyphopichia burtonii NRRL Y-1933, 1496 nucleotides. RefSeq names its product Gpd2p (gene GPD2). Gene Ontology annotation, biological process: carbohydrate metabolic process; glycerol-3-phosphate catabolic process. The record is from RefSeq and is a predicted model, not a curated record. The transcript has a single exon. Gene Ontology annotation, cellular component: nucleus; glycerol-3-phosphate dehydrogenase (FAD) complex; cytosol. Gene Ontology annotation, molecular function: protein homodimerization activity; NAD binding; glycerol-3-phosphate dehydrogenase [NAD(P)+] activity. Lineage: Eukaryota; Fungi; Ascomycota; Pichiomycetes; Serinales; Debaryomycetaceae. The coding region runs from base 129 to 1100 and encodes 323 amino acids.
UUCCAUAUAAAAUCGAAAAGCCAUUCAAAAUCUCCAUUAUCGGUUCUGGUAAUUGGGGUACUGCUGUUGCUAAAAUUGUCAGUGAAAACACCGGUGAAAAACCAGAUAUUUUUGAAAAAAAUGUUAAUAUGUGGGUUUUCGAAGAAGAAAUUGAAGGUGAAAAAUUAACUUCAAUUAUCAACAGAGAACACGAAAAUGUUAAGUACUUACCAGGAGUUAAGUUACCAGAAAACUUGAUUGCUAAUCCAGACAUUGUUGAUGUUGUUAAAGACGCUGACUUAUUAAUUUUCAACAUUCCUCAUCAAUUCUUACCAAGAACCUGUAAACAAUUGAUUGGUAAAGUUAGUCCUAAUGCUAGAGCCAUUUCUUGUCUUAAAGGUUUAGAAGUUGGUCCUGAAGGUUGUAAAUUAUUAUCUCAAUCCAUCACUGAUACCUUAGGUAUUUACUGUGGUGUUUUAUCUGGUGCUAACAUUGCCAACGAAGUUGCUAGACAAAGAUGGUCGGAAACUUCAAUUGCCUACACCCAACCAACUGAUUUCAGAGGUGAAGGUAAGGAUAUUGAUGAAUACGUCUUGAAACAAGCUUUCCACAGAACUUAUUUCCACGUUAACGUCAUUGGUGAUGUUGUUGGUGCUUCUAUUGCCGGUGCCUUGAAAAACGUUGUUGCCAUUGCUGUUGGUUUUGUUGAAGGUAGUGGUUGGGGUGAUAACGCUAAAGCUGCCAUUAUGAGAAUUGGGUUAAAGGAAACCAUCCACUUUGCUUCCUACUACAAAAAAUUUGGUAUCAAAGCCUUAGCUCCUCCUGAACCAACUACUUUCACCGAAGAAUCCGCUGGGGUUGCUGAUUUAAUCACUACUUGUUCCGGUGGUCGUAACGUUAAAGUUGCUAGAUACAUGAUUGAAAAGAAGGUUGAUGCUUGGGAAGCCGAAAAAGUUUUAUUGAACGGUCAAUCUUCUCAAGGUAUCUUGACUGCUAAAGAAGUUCAUGAAUUAUUGGAAAAUUAUAAAUUACAAGAAGAAUUCCCAUUAUUCGAAGCUACCUAUAGAGUCAUUUACGAAAAUGCCGAUGUUAAUGAAUUCCCAACCAUCUUAGAAAAUUAAGCAUCCUGAAUUACUUUGAUAGUAUUUUGUAUAUUAGUUAAUAGAAUUUUAAAAAAUUAAGUUAUUGAUAAUUUGUUUUUUUGUACUCUAAUUUCCUACCCUCGGAAAUCCUCGAAAUCGGACUAUGUCUGCAUCCUCAUCUUGAGACGGUUGCAUUUACGCAACCUUCGAAACUGGUGCUUAUGAACUCACGAGCCCAUUGGCUAAUACUCCAUUGCUUCAUUGCUGGUAUAGUGUGCUGAGGCACUUGAUGCCUCUGGAACAGUCCUGUAACUUGCUUAUUGAUAUUAAAACUUGCCUUGACCGGCUAUUUUUAUACUCGUACACCUUGAUGUACUUACUUGUACUUAAUAUAAUACUUAAUACUUGUACUUAAUACUUAUACUUAUUACUUGC